UAAAGCAAGCGAAGAUAAGGAAGUUGUGUUUACUUCACUCCUGGGCAUAGGAGAGUCAAGGAGCUCAGUUGUGAAGGCAGGAAAGUGAAACUUUGGAAGAUGGGAAGGCUGGCUGGGACUUGGUUUCUGGUGCUUCUCACCACAGGCGGUGUGACAGCCGUCCUGGAUCUGCAAGGCCUCCAGGUGGUCAACGGCACUUGGAGAGCUGCCAUCACUUUGCCGUGUGUGUACGAACCGUCUGCCGACUUCAAGGAGCUCAGGGUCAUUUGGAAGGCCUCUUGGGAUGCCCUGAAGACCAUCUUCCACCGCGAUGCUAACUCUGGGGAUCAGGUUCUCUUGACGACUUUCAAAGGCAGACUCAGCGUUGCUAAAGGGCUCCCGGGCAGCGUCUCGCUCCUCAUCCAUCAGCUCGAGAUGACAGACACUGCGCAAUACACCUGUGAAGUUUCCUGGGAGGCCAGAAACAAAAGCUUGAUAAAGAGGGAGAGGAUGACCACCCUCAAGGUGAUAAAAGUUCCAGCGAGCAAGCCCAUCAUCACGCUCAGCCGCAACGCGUCCGUCCUGCCUGUUGGGAGCAGGACCAGCCUGACGUGCUCGGCCAGCGGCUCCCCGACCAUCACGUACAAGUGGUUCAAGGAGGGGCCAGGAAGCAUUGACAAGCUCUUGGGCAGGACUGCAGUGCUCACCCUUGACCGGCUGCAGGCCUCCGACUCGGGGAGCUACUACUGCACAGCGGAAAACAGAGUCAGUUCACAAAGGCGGCGGAGCGACGCCGUCCGGCUGACGGUGCAAGAGUCAGAGGCACCCACUCUGCGGCCAGACACCAAGGAGCCCACGCCAACAGGGGCAGAAACAACAACGGCCCACUGGAAGCACAGAGUGGGCACAGUGGCCGGCCCCGUCGACCCAAGAAGGGCUGCCGGCACGCAGACAGAUCCUGUUGCAACUUCUCGAGCGAGCAGAGGUGAUGGGACAGCUGCGGGAAGCUUUGGUCUUCGGAAAGCCAGUCUGCCGCUGUACCUCAUCGUCUUGAUCGCAGUGCUCUGUGCUGCCCUCCUCAUCGCUGUGGGGUUGGUUAUCCUUUGCAGAAGGAAACCCAAGUCCGAAAACCGCUGUGAAGUCACCUACACCAAUUAUGCCAUGACAAGCGGAGACACCAUCCCAGUCAGCCUGGGAAUUGUUCCUGUGUGCGGAGUUGAAUAUGAGGAUCCCACUCAAAUGUUUGGCAACAAUUACACCAUGGAACCUACGAAGGGCGGUGUGUAUGUGACCAUGGGUACAAACGCCAUCAACGACUAUGAUAUCCUUCCGAACAAGAUGGAGUCUGAGUAUGAAAUAGGAGACUGAGCCGGCCCCAUCGGGAGCCUGGCAAGCGUGGGACUGCAGCGGCUGAAUCUGCAGGGCCUUUGUGGAGGGGGCGGUUUGCUCUGUCGCUGCCCCUUCUGCAGCACACCUGUAUGCUUGCUUUGCGUCCUGUGUAGCCCUCUGCCUGGGCAGGGGCCCAGCUUUUUGUACAUUGCCCAAUGUCCAGCCCCAGCGAUAUCUGCAGUGAGCAGGAUCCAGCAGCAGGUAAGGAGGAGGCCUCUGGCUGCCCUUGGGAGCAGAAGAUGCUGAAGCAGGUGGGCAAAAUGCCUGAGGGAUGCAUGCAAACUCCUCACGGAACAGUUUCCACCAGGUGGCCUAGAAAUGUACAGCAGAGCCCUCUUCGUCCUGCCUUGAGGGCCUGUUGGACUCAGAUCCAGCAGGCGAGUGCAUUUGCAGGGGGAAAGAUUUCUGUGCACAUACCUCUAGCUUGAGGGCACAUUUCCUGUGCCAGGAAAUUUGUGCUCUGUACACAAUUCUCCAGCCUGACCCAGCAGUCACAGCAAAGCAUGCUCAAUGCCUGUCCAGUCCUUGCCACAGGUCUACUUUUGGUUUUGUCUGUCAGCUGGACUGCAUCUUUGGUACGCUCCCUUCCUUACUGAACAGCUGGCAGGUGCUCUUGGGAACAUCUGCCCAAGCUUAUGCACCUGUAGCCACAACUGCGCCCCUCCUGUGCCACUGUUUGGAGCUUACAACCAGACAGCUAUGAAGAGCAUCAGGUUUCCCAGUCACAGAAUCAUAGAACUGCAGAGUUGGAAGGGGCCAUGAGGGCCAUCAAGUCCAACCCCCUGCUGCUGCAGGACACCAAGCUGCACCAUCCCACUCAGAGGGCUGGCCAGUUUCUUUCUGAAUGUCUCCAGUGUGGGAGAGCCAAAGUGUUCCUUUGCAAGUUGUCCAGUGGACCUAGAAAGGUGGAAAGGGGUGACCUGUUUAAGUGAAGGAAAUGGCCAUACCUGGGGAGGUUAAAAAUAAUAAUUUACUCUGUUUGUACUUGUCAUGAGAAGGGAACACAUGCCUUGAUAUGAAACUUCUCCAUAUUUGUGAGCCACCCCAAGGCUUCGGCGAAUGGGGCAGAAUAGAAAUUUGCUAAAUAAGUAAGUAAGUAAGUAAGUAAGUAAGUAAGUAAGUAAGUAAGUAAGUAAGUAAGUCCAUGCAUUGGCUUCUGACGUCUCCUUAGAUGUUGCCCAUGUACCUUCAAGCCUGCCAUCAUAGUGUUAAGGACUGGAAACUUGAAUUCUUCUUCCACUAUUAAAGGACCGUGCUUGUGUGGUGU
Varanus komodoensis (Komodo dragon) is the source of this 2635-nucleotide messenger RNA. RefSeq names its product V-set and immunoglobulin domain containing 4 (gene VSIG4). Gene Ontology annotation, biological process: negative regulation of interleukin-2 production; negative regulation of macrophage activation; negative regulation of complement activation, alternative pathway. Gene Ontology annotation, molecular function: complement component C3b binding. NCBI's taxonomy places the organism in Eukaryota, Metazoa, Chordata, Lepidosauria, Squamata, Varanidae. The transcript has 9 exons. The record is from RefSeq and is a predicted model, not a curated record. Bases 100 to 1347 code for a protein of 415 amino acids.